Molecule: messenger RNA, 835 nt
Organism: Brassica oleracea var. oleracea
Lineage: Eukaryota; Viridiplantae; Streptophyta; Magnoliopsida; Brassicales; Brassicaceae
Product: putative H/ACA ribonucleoprotein complex subunit 1-like protein 1
Exons: 4
Coding region: 101-709 (202 amino acids)
Biological process (GO): ribosome biogenesis; snoRNA guided rRNA pseudouridine synthesis
Cellular component (GO): box H/ACA snoRNP complex
Molecular function (GO): box H/ACA snoRNA binding
Source: RefSeq, a predicted model, not a curated record
UCUUCACCUAUUCUGCGCCGUCGCUCAACGAAACCCUAAAGGCGGAGAGAGAGAGAGAGAGAAAGUCGCAGUCUUUGCGGAAUCUAGCGAAGGAGAAAAGAUGAGACCACCAAUGGGAGGAGGCGGGUUCAGGGGGAGAGGAGGAAGAGACGGCGGCGGCGGUCGAUUCGGUGGAAGAGGAGGACGAUUUGGCGGCGGCGGCGGACGAUUCGGUGGAGGUCGAUUUGGCGGGUUCAGAGACGAAGGGCCUCCUGACGAAGUCGUGGAGGUUGCAACUUUCGUCCAUGCUUGCGAGGGAGAUGCUGUGACCAAACUCUCUCAGGAGAAGAUUCCUUAUUUCAAUGCUCCUAUCUAUCUACAGAACAAGACUCAGAUUGGUAAAGUUGAUGAAAUCUUUGGCGCCAUCAAUGAAUCUUUGUUUUCUAUCAAAAUGAUGGAAGGUAUUGUAGCCACCUCGUAUGCUCCUGGAGACAAGUUCUUCAUCGACCCUUCAAAGCUUUUGCCCCUCGCUAGGUUCCUUCCUCAGCCAAAGGGUCAAUCUGCUGGUGGCCGUGGUGGCCGAGGUGGUCGUGGAGGAUUCAGAGGUAGAGGCGGUCCUCCUUCAAGAGGGCGAGGAAGUUUCAGAGGAAGAGGUCCUCCAGGAGGUGGUAGAGGAUUUCCCUCACGAGGUGGUCGUGGAGGCUUCAGAGGCAGAGGAAGAGGAUUCUAGUUUCUUCUCUUCCUACUCUAUAAGCUUUAUCUCAACUUGUAGCCCUUUAUAUUAUCAAUGAGACUUUGUUUUCCCACAUUAUCAACUUUGGUUUAAUCAAUGGAGUAGAAAAAUUGCUUCUAGUUA